AUGGACGUGGGAUACACAAUGGGAGUAGCUGCCAUGACGAAGGUGUCGGCUCAGCUCCUCAAUGUGCUGAUGCAGCAACAUAACUUCAGGUUCAAGUACACAAUAGCCGGGCGUUGGAUUGGCCUCCCAGAGCGCAACUCCACCCUGGCUGUUUCCAACUCCUUGUACUGGCGGGAGCAGGACAUCUCUUGCACUAGCGCCAGGAUGUUCCCCAAGUGGAUGGAAACUAAGUUCUACUACCUGAUACCGAAUAAUGGCGUGGGCGGGUACGAGAAUCAGUUCCUUCGGCCGCUGUCUGCGGGUGUAUGGUGGUGGUCGUGUGCAACACUGGUAGUGUGCGCUAUCGUGCUGGCGGUUGCAGCGACACUGGAGGGCCGACAAGCGCCUGCGCUGUACGCGCUCUUUAGUGUACUAGCAGCGCUCUGCCAACAAGGACGUCGUGUCACCGUGUUAGUAGUCGGCAUGACCAGCAUGCUGCUGUACAACUACUACACGAGCAGCGUGGUGUCCUGGCUCCUCAACGCCUCGGUGCCAAGCAUCGACUCCCUGCAGGGACUCAUGAACAGUGACCUGGAACUGGUCAUGAUGCGACUAUUGGAACGCGGUCACGUAUCCGUAUCUCGCGCACGCGUGGGCGGCGUGAUGCCAGCCUGCUCUGGGCGGACGCCACGAGCGCUAGCUCUCGGUCAAGCGGCGCCAGCAUUCGCUCUGUUGUUGGAGGCAGCGCUACUGGCCCUACUCAUUCUUAUCGUGGAGAUCAUACAACAAAGGUCAGUUAUCAGAACGUUGUUAACUCCCAUGCUAUCAGCAACAUGCCAGCGUGUUCAGAAGGUGGGACAAGCGGCGCCAGCAUUCGCUCUGUUGCUGGAGGCAGCGCUACUGGCACUACUCAUUCUUAUCGUGGAGAUCAUACAACAAAGGUCAGUUAUCAGAACGUUGUUAACUCCCAUGCUGUCAGCAACAUGCCAGCGUGUUCAGGUAAGUAGAAGGUGGGACAAGCGGCGCCAGCAUUCGCUCUGUUGCUGGAGGCAGCGCUACUGGCACUACUCAUUCUUAUCGUGGAGAUCAUACAACAAAGGUAAGUUGACGCUGGGACAAGCGGCGCCAGCAUUCGCUCUGUUGCUGGAGGCAGCGCUACUGGCACUACUCAUUCUUAUCGUGGAGAUCAUACAACAAAGGUCAGUUAUCAGAAGGUUAUUAACUCUCACGCUGGCAGCAACAUGCCAGCGUGUUCAGAACGUUGUUAACUCCCACGCUGGCAGCAACAUGCCAUCGUGUUCAGGUAAGUUGACGCUGGGACAAGCGGCGCCAGCAUUAGCUCUGUUGCUGGAGGCAGCGCUACUGGCACUACUCAUUCUUAUCGUGGAGAUAAUACAACAAAGGGAAAAAGAAAGAGAGGAUAAUAGGAUAACGGCAAGGAAGGAAAUAUUGUUAGGAAACGUCCCAGUUAUCUUGAGGAGCAUGGUCACCCUCGAUGGCCGAUCAAAUCGGGCCCUUAUAAAUGACGCAAUCAAUCGUCGUUACCCGGAGGCCGCACUACCGGCGCCGGCGCCCGCUUCCAAUUGA
Molecule: messenger RNA, 1566 nt
Organism: Chilo suppressalis (striped riceborer)
Lineage: Eukaryota; Metazoa; Arthropoda; Insecta; Lepidoptera; Crambidae
Source: the annotation of a GenBank genome assembly